AUGCUGAUCCAGUACGCAUACAUCAAGCCGAGGUCGCAGUUCGGUAAGCAAUGCUUCUUCGAGGAGAGCGAGAUCAACGUGGAGGACAUCCCGCCGGAUCCGCAACUCAUGCGGCAGUACGUCCAGCAGAGCCACUGCGACCGCAGCGGGCAGAAGUCCGCGCAAUUUGCCCUUCAUGAGAUGCAAACCGUCAAUAAGAUGACGAACGAUACAGGGAUGUUUCACUUCGAGGGUGGUUGGCCCAAGGAGAUAAAUCCGAGGGACGAAGAAAUCACGUUCAAAUUUCGCCGGCGCUUCGAGAGGGGUGAGAGUUGGCCGCUGAAGAUGAAGAUGCUCGUCGACCCUAUGGAGCAUUACGUGAAGCAGAAUAAUGUGAUCAACAUCUACGAGCAUUAUUUCGACGACAUAGUGCCGACUGCGCUGAUUCUUCCUCGCGGUGUGAGAACGUUAAACGCAUACGUCGACCCGCAGCCCAUCGUAAGACCAGUCAGUCACCUGUCGUGGUCGUCCGGUGAACAUAAUCGAUUGGCCGGCGCCUACUCUUUCAUGGAGUUCGAGAGGCAACCACCCAGUGUGGAUCCUUGCUCCUAUAUAUGGGACAUCGAAAACCCGAACAAGCCGGUGAUGCAGCUGAGAUCAUCGUCGCCGCUAAUGACUAUCGAGUUUAAUCCACGCGACCCAUCGAUGCUCAUUAGCGGACUAAUGUCUGGCCAAGUGUGCAACUGGGACACCCGGAUUGGGAAUAGGCCAGUGCAAAUGUCCUAUCUUCAAUUUAGCCACAGGUACCUAUCCAUCUCCGAAUGGGAACCGCCUCGCUGCCAAAUUGUAAUCCCCGUCAUUCUCGUUUCUUCUCCCCUUCCGUCGCAAAGAAACCCGGCGAACCAGGCGCUCUGGCUCGUCUCCAAGACCAACACGGAGUUCUUCUCGUCGUCUACUGGCGGCACGGUCAGGUGGUGGGACAUCAGGAAGCUGAAGGAGCCCACCGACGUACUGGUGAUGGACCUGGACAACCCGGUCCGCGCGGACAUCGUCAAGGCGAUCGGUGUCACGUCGCUGCAGUUCGAGUUCACUAUGGGCUAUAAGUUCAUGGCGGGCAUGCAGAACGGCGUGGUGAUCAAUGUGAAUCGCCGGACGACUUCGUUGCCCGACAAGCUCGCUAACAGAUUCAACUGUCACCACGGCCCGGUCAUCGCAAUCGAUCGAAACCCCUUCAUUCAGAAGAACUUCCUCACCGUGGGCGAUUGCACCGCUAAGAUCUGGGCGGACGACACUAGAGAGGAUAGCUUGAUCACCAUCUGCGAGCAGAACGUUGAUUUGAGCGGAGGCUGCUGGAGCAGGGCCAGGCAUUCGGUGUUCUUCACCAUAAAUGUGAGAGGCCUACUUGAAGUAUACGACAUCCUUAACGGUGUGGACGCGCCGGUAGCCGAGUUCCGCGUGUGCAACCAGUGUCUGACGGCCAUCGCGCCGCACGGAGCCGGUCAUCUGCUGGCCAUCGGCGCUCACAACGGCAAGAUAUACCUGGUAGAGUGCGCCGAAGGACACACCGUCAGCACCAAAGCCGACAAGGCGAGCCUGAGCUUCUACCUUGAGAGCUGCAGUCGUUUCGAAAAGACCGUUGACACUCGAUCGAAGGAAAUACGGCUGAUGCGAGAGAAAGCCCACGAGGACUCCGCGGCGGACGAUCAUAUACGCCACUCGACGUCAAAGAGCAGGCAUAAGAAAGAGGAGGAUAAGAAGAAACAAAAGUCGAAGACGCAAGUUAAAGAAAGGGACGAGCACUUCCGAACGAAAUCUCGGUGGAGACGAAUGGCGAGAGAGGACUCGUUCUUGGACGACAACGUGCUAAUUGAAUCGCAAGCGGAAUAUUUUCGCACGGUGGAGAGGGAAUUCGCCAGCUACGCGCCUUUCGAGGAUGACGUCUACGAAGUGAUGGUCUCGCACGAGAUGUCGCGCAAACGAAAAAAGCGCGUGCCAGUGAAGGUGGAGGAGCAAAUUGUUGAAGAACAGAAGCAGCCAAAGCCCGUCAAGAAGGAAAAGACGAGGAAAGCGAAGAAGCUCAUAUCUCCGGCCGAGUCUUCACCGGAAGUGUCUGAAGAAGUGCAGGCAACGAUAGCGGCGCCAAUCGUGAAAAAGGGAAAGAUGAGGAAACGUCGCAAAGACGAGAUUUUGGCUAAGGUCUGCUCCGUCGAGGUCUGCCUGCCGGAAAUCUGUUGCGCGGAUAUAAAAGGUGAGCUCCCUAAUUAUUUACACUUGAAUCUGGUAUCUGUUCUCGGUGUAGAAACACACUCGGUCCCCUAUGUUUCAGAGCAACGAAAAUCUGAAUUUCGGAUGCGACUUGCCGCGAAGAAGAAGAAAGAUUCUUCGCGGGACGUCACACCGAAUCCACGGCCGGGGCAAUCGACCGAUCUCGCGGAGGAGCUGUCGGAGCGUGCGGUAACCUGGGGAAGAAGAAUCCCGGUGCAGGGCGAGUCGCUGGCGCUCGUCCUCGCGGAAGAGGCCGAGCAAGCCAAGAGGGAAGUGCGCGCUUGGCAGAGGAGAGUCAUGUCGGGGAGACGUGACUUCUGGCUAAGCUCGCAAACGAGCGAGAUGGUACACGGGAAUCCGGAAGGAGAAGAAGAGGUCGGUGGCGACGACAACGAGUCGUCUCGGAGGGGCACGUCAGAGGGAAAGUCGGAUUAUCAACAGUCUGCAGAAACGAGCCCGAAGAAGAAGUCGCGGAACGAAGGCGAUAGCGAGACUUCGUCGGUUAUUCGAGGGAAAGCGAGGCGUCUCCAUCUCGAGAAGUGCGCCCAAGAGGACAACGUGCAUUCCAUGUCAUCCGCAUAUGCGUCCGUGCAUCCUGACGAUGCGACGGAAACGCCGACGACCAUGUCGACGCGGCACGAGUAGGGGCGACAAUUAAUAAUUUGGUACUCGCGAUGUCUUUCGGCGGCCGUGCCGGUUGAAAUUCACGGGCGAUAUUAAAAUUCCGAUUACGAGAGCAAGACGUAAUCGCGAUCCAGGAUCGUCGUUUGAAAAAUCGCAGAGGGAACGUCUUGGACGUGCGUUGUGCAUUCGCGUGAGGGAAAGAAAUUAAUCAGUCGAGUCGACAGAGUGAUUUCAAAAGAGCGUAAUGAGGCUUCAACGCGAGAAUUGCACGAUAACGAAUCAAUCGCUGAGUCGCAACGGACGCGUCGGCGUGGUCGACGAGCGUCGUGUCGCAAAAAUGCGGGAAGCUUGCAUUCAAUAUCUCUCUACUCGAGCCGAUAAGCCGAGUGCUUCUCAGGAUGCCUCGAGAUUUUGAGGAAGAGAAAUCGCGAGAGCUCGGCCGUUCUGUCGACAGGCGCCGUGGAAAAACGGAGGAAUGAUCUCUUCGAAGGAAGUUCAACUGAAGCAGAAGUUGGCAACGGGCACUCCGCCGUUUCAAUGGAUUCGCAAGACUUUCGACGCGGCGCUUCGCCUUCAGAGAAGGAGCGAAUCAAAUAGACUGGAUAUUGUCGAGUGAGACAGAUCGCUCGCGUAUAUACGGGCGUUAGGGAAAUCGCGAGGGCCGGUGUAAGUACGCCCGGUGGAAGUUUUAAAAACGCGGGGGAGAAGAGGGAGGGAGAGAACGUCGCAGUAAUGGCUCCGUCCCGAGGAUGGAAACGGGGAAUAUUAUCGCCGGCUCCGCGUUGAAAUUCUCCUCGGGCAUUCCGAUAGACCGAGAGGCAGGAGCAAGCCCGGCAGCAAAAGGAGGAUCGAAACUUAAGACGGUAAAUUGCCGAAAUUACCGCUAGGAUCAAAGGGGAGCUCUGCCAUUAAAGUUCUCGCCCGAUUAAUCGAUCACCGCGACGAAAGCGCCGGGAUGAAAGCACAGCUGUGCGGAAUAGGGAUCGCAGCCUCGGGCACAUCCUCGCGCGUCUCCCCACCCCGUCUCGGACUUCGAGAUGAGAAUCCCACGGAAUUGGAAAUAAGAGCGACGCGCUCUCGCGAAAAAAAGUUCCGCUCGGGAACCCCGGAGGGACGGAGUUUAAAAAUUCAGGCAGACGCGCCCGCACUCCGCUUAAUCCGCGAGAGGCGUCCUGCAAAGUUUGCGGUGCAUCUGAAAUGCCGGCGGAUUAAGCCAAUAUAAAUUAAAUUAUGGAAAUCGCCAUCGGUGCGCGGGGCCGCGUUUCUACAAGGGUCGCAUUUUCACUUCGAGAUACACGAGAGUAAAAGACUUUGAACGAACAGCGAAAGAAGCAGCAGAAGAAGAAGAAAAAAGAUCAAACUGUUUCGCGAUCCGUUCCUUUGGAAGCGAGUUUCUUGAAUGAAUUAAUAAGCCUUUAUCGAUU
Dinoponera quadriceps is the source of this 4292-nucleotide messenger RNA. Its product is annotated as dynein intermediate chain 3, ciliary-like. The record is from RefSeq and is a predicted model, not a curated record. Gene Ontology annotation, cellular component: outer dynein arm. Gene Ontology annotation, molecular function: dynein heavy chain binding; dynein light chain binding. Gene Ontology annotation, biological process: outer dynein arm assembly; cilium movement. Lineage: Eukaryota; Metazoa; Arthropoda; Insecta; Hymenoptera; Formicidae.